Exophiala viscosa is the source of this 1419-nucleotide messenger RNA. RefSeq lists its product as uncharacterized. Gene Ontology annotation, molecular function: NADP binding; oxidoreductase activity, acting on the CH-OH group of donors, NAD or NADP as acceptor. The record is from RefSeq and is a predicted model, not a curated record. Bases 180 to 1112 code for a protein of 310 amino acids. The transcript has a single exon. NCBI's taxonomy places the organism in Eukaryota, Fungi, Ascomycota, Eurotiomycetes, Chaetothyriales, Herpotrichiellaceae.
CUCGUACCCAGAAAUCCAACUCGACCACACAUAAGCUGCAAACCACCACAUUUGAUCUGGUCGAAGCUGGUGGCCUUCCACCAAUUGCAAUGGCCUACACCAUAGCGUACAAAAAGUACUUCUGGUUAUGACAAAAAGGUCUCAUCAAAGACUUUCAAGCACGCACAGAGACCGGCGUCAUGGCCACCUACCACGAACAGUUCUCGGUUUCCGUGCUAGGCAUGGGGUCCAUGGGAUCAGCAAUUGCCCGAGUUUUCCUCAAGCAUGGCUGGCGGACUACAAUUUGGAACCGAACCACCUCCAAAACUGUACCCCUCGUCGAGCUUGGUGCGAGCGCCGCAUCGUCCGCGGCAGAAUGCAUAGCAGCGAGCAAGUUGAUCAUUUUGCUCCUAACCGACACCGAGGCCUUCCAGCAUGUCGCCAAAGGCCUAGAGCCCAGUUCGUGCAGGGGUCGGGUUCUACUCGACUACAUGACAGCGACGGCAUCGCAGGUCUCAGAGACUCAGCGUACAGCCAGGGAAAUCCUUGGCUUCGACGCCUACGUGCACGGCGCCAUCAUGACCAUGCCCCCUUUUGUGGAGGAUCCCACGGCCAUGAUCUUUUACAGUGGCGACAACAAGGCCUAUACCGAGGAGGAUCAGACGGAUGGCGCAGCAGGAAUGGCGUCCGCGGUGAAGUUGAUAGGAAAGGCUAUCUGGAUAGACGAUGACCCGGCGUCUUCGGCUUUGCAGGACGUGAUGGUCUUGACGCAUUGGUACACGUUUGCGUCAGGCUUUCUCCAGACUGCUGCGCUGCUCAAAAAGACCAAGCAGUUCAAGCCCCAUUCGAAGUCGAUGCAAAGAUUUUGGGCCGAUUUUGUGAGACCUUUUUACGAUGCACUUUUCAUGCAAUUUGAGGAUGUUGCGAGGCAAAUUGAUGAGGAAGAUUAUGUUUCACGAGGCGAUGGAGCCUUGAUCAAUCUGCACCUGCAUGCUAUCGAAAGCCUCAUCAAGGCAUAUGAGGAUAAGAACAUAUCAGUGGCUCUGCUUACACCAAUGAGGGAUCUCUUUGCAAAAGCAGUCACUAAUGGCCACGGUGACGAAGAAAUUGGUGGGAUCCUCCCCCUGUUGUAGACGAUACACACGUCACAAUGGAAAUUGAGAGACAAGAAACCAUUUACUGGCCCAUUGAUUCGGGCAUCACUUGCUGAACGUGAAUUUUCGGCGAGAUGUAAGCACGCGUUGGUCAUCGCAUGGAAAGCUUCGAACUGUCGAACGGGAUGGGAUUGGUUGUGGACAUGCACACUAUCAAAUUGCCAGAAAGUCUUACCAGUGUGCGAACUUGUUCACAUGUUGUCUACCACUCACUUAAAUUGCGUGACAGACUACCACUGACUUUUAUGCACGGCGCCCCCGUCUAUCAGGACAUCCACGCCGUUGA